Molecule: messenger RNA, 3269 nt
Organism: Diprion similis
Lineage: Eukaryota; Metazoa; Arthropoda; Insecta; Hymenoptera; Diprionidae
Product: GTP-binding protein 2
Exons: 6
Coding region: 1-1899 (632 amino acids)
Biological process (GO): translational elongation
Molecular function (GO): GTP binding; translation elongation factor activity; GTPase activity
Source: RefSeq, a predicted model, not a curated record
AUGGAGUCGUUUCUUGGAUUGUUCGAUCCUGGAGAAGGAAAGGGAAAAGGCAAGGAAACUUGGGAUCGUUUUGAGCAAGAGGGCAAUGGGUCAUCCGAUUGUGAGAGUUCCAGCAAUGACGAGGAUCAGGAACACAUCGCAUCUGAUGUUGAACAAAGACUUCCUCCUGAACCAGAACAAGGAAAUAUUGAGUAUAAAUUAAAGCUCGUGAACCCCUCAAGCCAGAGAUUUGAGCAUCUGGUUACACAAAUGAAAUGGAGACUUCGGGAAGGACAUGGGGAAGCAAUUUAUCAAAUUGUCCAGUUUCACUUAGAAUACCAACCUUAUCAGUUUAAUGACUACCGAUUAGGAGUCGAAGACAAUGGCAGACUGGCAGGUCUGUCAAGGGAGGAAAUGAAGGCUUCACUCAAAACCUUAAGGGAAAUGGCAGCCAGACUGGGUGCAACCACAGAUGUACUUCGAGAGAAACUCACCAACAACAACGUUCACUGCAAUGAGAAGGAACAGAACAGAAACACUCCGAAAAAUGAAUCCGAAAAUAAACGAGUUGCCGAGGUAUUAGUAAGAAAGCUACGAAAAGACGAUAGAGAGGAUCAAGAAACCGUUGUUGAGUUGAGACUUGCUGUAACAGGCGGACAAGAUGCUGGAAAAUCAACGUUGCUAGGAGUGCUGACACAAGGUGAGCUGGAUAAUGGAAGGGGAAGAGCACGUUUGAAUAUGUUUCGUCAUCUGCACGAAAUUAGAACAGGACGUACGUCAUCAAUAUCCCAUGAGAUAAUUGGCUUUGAUAGCGAAGGUCACGUACUCAACUAUGCUGAGAUGAACACUGCGGAAGAGAUUUGUGAACAAGCUUCCAAAGUUGUGACAUUCAUCGAUUUGGCUGGUCAUCGCAAAUAUUUGAGAACAACAUUGCUGGGACUUACAGGCUAUUGUCCACAUCAUGUGAUGCUGGUUAUAGCACCGCCGAUGAAUGAGGCUUUCCAAGAACAUCUGGCUUUGUGCCUUGCUCUGAGACUACCACUUUUUGUUGUUAUAACCAAAACUGACCUUGGCCUCUGUGACGCCCGGGAUGCUUUGGCUCAACUUGAGAGUACUGUGAGAGCUCAUGGCUGUUCUAAACAACCAGUUCUGUAUUCUGUUCCUGAUAGUAACAGCAAUGCGCGUCAAGGCUAUGAUUUGGAAACGAUUCCUGUAUUUCCUGUGAGUUGUGUGACGGGGGAAGGCCUGAAAGAACUCACCUCAUUCAUCAGAGAUUUGUUACCUUCUGAAUCCACUCCUCCAGAUUCAGAUCCCGAAUCGUGUUUGUUUCAAAUUGACGAAACAUUUAGAGUGGUGGGACUGAGUGAGCCAGUUCUAGGCGGCUUGCUGGUAAGGGGGAUUAUUGCACCUGGGACUCCGCUGCUGGUCGGACCAUUGCCAGAUGGUGAAUUUAGUCCUGUCAAAGUGGCUAGUUUGCAUAGAAACAAAGCCCCUUGUUGUCUAGUUCGAGCAUCGCAGAGUGCAAGUCUAACUAUUGCACCCCCAACUGCCAGAGACCCACCAUUGCCCCACCUUCGACCUGGAAUGGUUCUUGUCUCACCUCGAGAUCAUCCGUGUGCGACAUUUUUCUUCCAGGCCACCGUUUUGGUUGUCUAUCACGCAACAGCGAUAUAUCCCGGAUUUCAAGCAACCGUACACGUCGGGAACGUGCGUCAAACGUGCGCGAUAGAAGGAAUAAUGGAUUUGAAAGAAGAGGGACUGCAGACUAAUAAUACUGCAUCAGUUCUGUUCAGAUUUGUUGGCCACCCGGAAUAUCUCCAUGUCGGAAUGCGACUACUGUUUAGGGAGGGGCGCACAAAAGGCAUUGGCCAAAUCACCCAAAUAUUCCCACUCAUUGGAUCUCAGAAUAGUCCGCAAUAAAUCAAGUACAUUAUUAUUUUUACUGUGUGUUUAAGAAAAUUAUAAGUAUAAUUACCAAUCAACAUAUUUACAAAAAUACGUAGCAAACUGUGACAAGCACAUGGAGUAGAACCAAAGGUAUUCCACUAAAUCGAAGGUUUUCCGCGAUAAAACAAUCAAAUUUUCAUUAAAACCAUGCAAUCUCGGUUGGCAGAAAUAAAGUCAUAUAACUUUUUUAAUUUUCGAAAAUGCUUAGACCAAGUUACAUUAUUUGUACGGACAAUGGGUUAGACAGUUGAUAUGUAUCCAUUUCUGAGGAUUUCACCGCCACUGGUUAUUGUAAUGUUUGGGGAGAAAGAAGGCAGUAUUUUUGUCGAUUUUCAAUGAGGUUCUACGGUCGUUUUUCUUAGCAAAUGAGAUUAUGUUUUGAAAACCAGGCAAAAAUGUUUCUAGUUCUAGUUCUAAAUUGGUAUGUUUUAAUAUUUAUUUAUCACCUUGUAGGUAUACUUUUACCGCAUUGGGUAAUAAGUUGCGCGUGAUUGGUCCGUAUGACCACCCUUAUAACUUGAUGAUCAAGCUAUGAUGUGUGAGAAUUAUUGAAAAUGACUCUAUAAAUCUUCUAAGGGGAUUUCAAUAUAAAUUAUUUGAAUGGCUGAGCCAAAAAGCAAGGCUAUAAGGCUGAUGAGUGACAGUUGGCCAAACUUAUAGCUGUGUUUGUAUAUAUAAUAGUUAUAUCGUAAUUACAGAAAAUUCUGUAUUACUAGUUAAUACCACAUUUUUAAUGUUGAGUGUUAGAUAAGUGUAUCCCUUUCGUCUUUUCUUUUUCAGAAAGAACAUCUUGACCUUACUUUCAAGUAUAAUCCUCUGUGCUCUAAUCUCUUUAUAUAAUAGUUUCACGUUAACCUCGAAUUGAAAUAGUGAUUGCCUGAAAAAAAAUAUAUAUAUAUAUUUUUAAUCAAAAAAGUAUAAACAGUGUGGACAAAACUAUUUACUUUGCCUACCCCGUGUGAAAUUGCGCAUGGAAAAUUAAAUGAACGAAUAAAAUGUUUAAUAUAUGUUUUAGUAAAGACGUAAAAAAUUAAACGCAACUCCAUAUUCUGCAACAUGAAAGUGCUAAUUUGGUUUAUAAAAUACUGUAGCUCUGUCAGAGGUUGUAGGAAAAAUAGUUAUGCGGGAUAUAGUAUUAAAAAUCCGCAUUGCUAUUCUGGUAUUAUUAAGUAUAAAUUGAGCACCAUUCUGUUGUCAUUUUAAGCAAACGUCGUUUUUGACAUCAACGCCAAAAACUGUACAGAUCUAUAUCGUAUGUAUACAUAUUUACAGAAUAGAAUAAUAUCACUGUGCAUUUCAACACGGCUGAGAUGGAGUUCGAUUAACUCAGGGGAGAAUCACCA